AUGGCGUCCCUUCUCGUGGUGCGCCCCCGCGCGAGCGCUGCGGCGGCGCGUGGUGCGCUAGGCGUGCGUGCGAACUCGAGCGUGCCAGAGAAGCGCCGCAGCCGUGCAUCGCUGCUGCGCCGCAACCUUGCGCCGCUCUCGCCGCCGACGCCGCCGCCGUCCGAAAAGGCCUACUCGCCGCUGACGGUCGCGCUGGUGAAGGGCACCGGCAAGCUGCUUGGCUACAACUUUGUGCGCAGCAAGGCCAUCAAGGUCACUGGUGACCUGUACGACCGCGCCGCGCAGCGUGCGCAGGCCGAGGCGCACUUUUGGUACAAAGAGUGCGCGCUCCCUCCCUCGUUCCAGACCUGGUUCCAGCUGACAAACCUGCACAUCUUUCUCCUGCUGAGCCGCUUCCGUGCGCUGGAGAAGGAGGAGGCGCGUGAGUACUCGCAGGAGCUCAUCAACCACUUUUUCAUCGACACCGAGUCGCGCAUGCGCGAGCGCUUUGGCGUGCAGACCUCGCGCCUGGUCAAGGGCUACAUGAAGGACUUGCACCUGCAGCACCGCGGCUCAAUGAUCGCCUACGACGAGGGCCUCGCGACAGACGACGUGCGCCUCUCGGGCGCGAUCUGGCGAAACGUUUGGGGCGGCGGCUGGGGCGUCAUUGGCGGCGUGAAGCGCAAGACGCCCCUCGACAAGACCAAGAAGGGCGAGGACCCGAGCCCAGAGGGCACGCCGGUACUUGCAUUCGACAAAGAGACCGGCACGCUCGAGGAGCCCGCUGAGGUCGACGAGGACCGCGCGGCGCGCGCCGAGAUCCUCUUUCCGCAGCACCUCGAGCGCGUGACGCGCUGGCUGCGCCGCGAGCUCUACCGCCUCGGCCACCUGCCGGACGACGUGGUGCUCGACGGCGACGUGCACGCGCUGCGCACCGUGCCGGUGCCCGACAUGCCGACCAUGUCGACGCCCGCCGACGCCGAGGCGGCGCAGGGCGCGGCGGCGGGCCAGGAGUCGCCGGUCGUCUCGGCCUAUACGCGUAUUUAG
Messenger RNA from Malassezia japonica, 1026 nucleotides. It is a transcript of the gene cbp3, whose product is annotated as beta-ketoacyl-[acyl-carrier-protein] synthase II. The record is from RefSeq and is a predicted model, not a curated record. Gene Ontology annotation, biological process: mitochondrial respiratory chain complex III assembly. NCBI's taxonomy places the organism in Eukaryota, Fungi, Basidiomycota, Malasseziomycetes, Malasseziales, Malasseziaceae. Bases 1 to 1026 code for a protein of 341 amino acids. The transcript has a single exon. Gene Ontology annotation, cellular component: mitochondrion.